Drosophila innubila is the source of this 8136-nucleotide messenger RNA. RefSeq lists its product as uncharacterized. The transcript is spliced from 10 exons. Gene Ontology annotation, biological process: protein deubiquitination; regulation of autophagy; DNA damage response, signal transduction by p53 class mediator. Gene Ontology annotation, cellular component: nucleus; cytosol. NCBI's taxonomy places the organism in Eukaryota, Metazoa, Arthropoda, Insecta, Diptera, Drosophilidae. The record is from RefSeq and is a predicted model, not a curated record. Gene Ontology annotation, molecular function: cysteine-type endopeptidase activity; cysteine-type deubiquitinase activity. The coding region runs from base 582 to 5252 and encodes 1556 amino acids.
UGCGGCAGAUGUUAAAAUAUUUGUUGCUGUUAAACAUACUGUUGAUUAACAGGUCACACUGUCACCACGAGUAGGAAAAGAAACAAUCCGACUUUUUGUUGCACAUGCAAAAAUAAUUAAGUGUUUGUGCUAGCGCUAACAAUUUAUAUACUGCAUUUUAAUACUUGUGCGUGUGCGGGUGGCGCAAGCAGGCAGCAACAGUGUUAAUUAGAGCAGCAGGCGACGCGACAAAAGUGUAGUGGAAAAAGUUGCUUGCAGAAUUCGUCGUGUCAUUAAGAAAAAAGCAAAAAAAAAAAGAAAAAGAAGAGUGCCGCGGCAAGUGAAACACGACUCAUUUAUUGGCAGCAGCCGCCCGUCGCACUGUCGAAAGGCCGCCCGCACGCAUAAAAACAUGAUAGAUUUGCUACAAAACUGAUUCAUCUUGGGCGAACUAUUAAAGUAAAAACUUCAAUGUUUGGCGUUUGUAGUGUUCAUGUGCUGUGCAUAUCCUGAGAUUCGUCCAGAAACACUACCAGUCCAAGUGCGUCGACAGUCGUCAGCGUUGUCACCUGCGUUGCAAGCGUAGCGCAGUCGUUCCAAUUAUGGCGCAGCAGACGCAGCCGGUUGCUCAGCAGCAGCAACAACCGCCGCAGCAGCAACAACCGCCGCCAGCAGCAGCAACGCCAGUGUCCACACCAACAACGCCGCAGCCUCAGCCGCCGCCCCACAAUAAUAACAACAACAACACUGUUGUGUCGCCAUCCAACAACAAUAACAACAACAGCGUACUCACACAAGUACCUGUGUACAAUCAACAGCCACAGGGGCUUUACAUGCCAACCGCCCAUGGAGGGCCUCAUCCGCACAUGUCUCAAGGCGCACCUGUGUUCCAUCCUUCGAUUAUACCAGCGCCCAUACCCGGCAAUGUUUAUGUGAACAACGUGACCGCCAAUGUGAAUCUACACGGCUGGCCACACUACAUCUCGGGAAACGGAGCACCGUCCCACUACGUGGGUGCACAUUGUGAACUGCCGCCGGAGCAGGGUAAUCCGCUAAUGCAGCAACUGCCGCCAAUUCCGAUGCAUCAGGGUAAUCCCAAUGGUCACAUUUCGUCCGGCAUGGGUGGACGUGGUCGUGGACGUGGCCGUACACGCGGCGGCGGUGGACAGCGUCGCAAUGAUUACCAUGGACAACGACACAUGCAACAACAGCAACUGCAGCUGCAGCUGCAGCCACAGCAACAGCUGCAACCAGAUGGUGCCAGCCCGUCGCAGAGUGUCAUGCAAAUGCAGCCAGAUCAGAUGGGUCAGCAAUUGGCACAGCAACCGCCACCAGAGGGACAAUUGCCACCAAUGUCCUAUUACACGCCACAAGCGUAUCCUGCCUAUGCUGGCUAUCAAACUGCCUACUUUGCUUCGCAUCAUGGUCCAAUUCAAACGCCACCGAAUGCGGCCGCUGCUGCCCAACAGGCCACAGGACCUCCUCUGUAUAUUUCACCAAUGCCAAUGUACAAUGGUGCACCAAUGUUCAACUACAUGGGCGGAUGUAUAUAUCAGCCGGUGCUGACCCCGUCCGAGUACCAAACAAUGGCGGAGUAUGGUGGACAAGGCCAGGCUGGCGUUGUUGAUGAGCGUCAGGCACAGGAGAUGCCACAAUUGUGGCAUCAGGCACCCAUGUAUGCAGAAGAGUAUCAAGAGGUGACACAUGUGAAUGGCGACGAACUGAAUCAUAAUAGCUCUUCGCUGGCCUCCUCCGAAACGUCCAGCAUGUUGAGUCCCAACUAUACCAUCUAUGAUGCCCAGCAAAUGCAUGAGAUGCAACAGCAAAUGGGUGUCAUGCAGAUCUAUGACGAUGGCCAGCUAGCCCCACUACAGGCCAUGCAUCCAGUUGCCGGCCCAGUGCCACAGUAUGAGGAUGAGCUGACAGAAUGUGGUGCUGCACCAGUUGGUGCCAUACCUAUCACCUGGACAGAUGCACCGCCAACUAUGCUUGUCCAGGCACCAUCUCCACAUCAUAUCAUUCAACAGCAGCCACAAGCUCCUCAGCCAUCAGUUUGCAUCGAACAACAGCAGCUGCCUCCUCAUCCUCCUCAAGCGGAGACACCAACGCCACAGGAGCCCUUGGUUGAUAAAACGCUGGUCAGCAACAACAACAACAAGAGCAACAACUCCAACUGCGAGACGAUUUUGGAUGAAACUUUGAUUGCCAGCAGCGAGAAGCAGCAGCAACUGGAGCUGGAAUAUCAGCAGCAGCAACAACAACAGCAGCAGCAACAACAACAGCAACAGUCAUCCAAUUUGGUUGUUACCGUUGCCACUGUAGCGCCACAGCAACAGCAACCGUCUGUCGCUGCAGCAAUUGCACCUGCACCACAACAACAUCAGCAACAACAAACUUCACCAGUUGUGCUGCAGCAACAACAGCAACAGCCUCAGCAACAACCUGCUCAACAACAGCAAACACAGCCAGCACACACGUCUAGCUACAAUGAGCAAAAUGCACCGCAGCAACUUGGCCAUCAGCAGCCACAGCAGCAACAACCGCCACAGCAGCAGCAACGUAAGCCGCCUCAGCAGCAAUACAACAAUAAUUCACAACAACAAGUGCGUCGCAAAUACUCCUCGGAGUACAGUCAUCAGCAGCACCACCAUCACCACCAUCAGGGCAGCAAUGACACCGCCAUACAAACCACCAAAACAAUGUCCUGGACAAACUCCGCACAGCAUAAGAAAUCCACGCAGUCGGUGGCGGUGACAGCCUCACCGAAUACUGUGAACAAUGGCGGUGCUGCAACGGCUGCCACAGCUGCAGCAGCAGCAGCAGCACCACCAGCCGCUGGUGGUGCAAGCAGCGGCUUUAAUAAGUCAUCGAGUGGCUCCAGUGGCGGUGGUUAUAGUCAUCCCACCAAGACAUAUACAAAUCAGCAGCACUACCAGCAACAGCAGCAACACUACCAUACCAACUACAACAAUAACAAUAACAGCAACAACAGUAAUAACAAUAACAGUAAUAACAGCAGCAGCAACAGCAACAGUAACAACAACAAUCAGCCACAAAUGCGCACAUACGGCACAAUGAAAGUGCCCUCAUCGCCGGUGGCAAUCACAGCUCCGCCGCUGGAGCGCAAAAUUAGUGGUCAACAGCAGCAGCAACAACAACAGAGCAGCAGCAAUGCAGCAACAACAACAACUACCUCAACGGCAAGCAUCACAGCAACGCCACAGCAGAUACAGCAACAGACGUCCAUUGAAAGUCAGUCCAAUAGCACAAAGAAUGCGUCAGUGCUGCCCCAACAACAACAGCAACAACAGUCGCAACAACAGCAACCACAACAACCACCGCAGCAGCAACAACAACAGCAACAACCACAACAUGCUGGCAAGUCAUAUGUGCAAAAGAACAAGCAUGCCACACACAACUUCAGCAGCGAAUCCACAUCCUUCAGUGCAGCAGCAUCCGCUGUGCCUGCACAGCCAGCUCUCAAUUUGGCGCCACCAGCACCGCCAGCAUCGCAGAGCAGCAGCAGUGGCGACAGUGGACAACCCUCGUGGGCUAGUCUAUUUUCAAGCAACAAGCCUGUGGCUAAAGUGGCGCCCUACGAGGGCAACAAGUCCCAGCAACAACAACAGCAGCAGCAGCAGCAGCAACCACAUCAGCAACAACAAUUGCAACAGGCGCCAACGCAGCAGCAAUCACAUCAAUUGCCCGCACAGCAACAACAAUCACAGCAGCAACAAUUGCCAGUAGCUACGCCUAGCUUGCAACAUAGUCAGCCCAGCGUGCAUCAGCAAUUGCAAUCGCCAACACCAGUGCCAGCGCCAACUGUACCGCUUGUUACACCCGGCACACUCUCCUAUUCAGCUGCCUCGGCACAGGCUGUGCCACCAGUCGCUGUGUCUCCCGCCUCGGCGGCUAUCAAGCCGCUGAAAGCGGAGCCAACGCGUGCCGCACAAUUGGAUGAGUGGACCAAUAAAUAUGCCGAGUUUCUAACACGUCACAAAACCAACCUGACGCCCAUCAGUCUGCGGCCACGUGGCUUGACCAAUCGUUCCAACUAUUGUUAUAUUAACUCGAUACUUCAGGCACUGCUCGGUUGCUCGCCAUUUUACAAUCUGUUGAGGUCCAUACCCAAGCAGGCGGCGGUAAUGAGCGAGGUGAAGACACCCACCGUGAAUGCCAUGAUGUCCUUUAUGACAAAUUUCUCAUCGCUGCCCGGCGGCUCUCGCUUGCGUUUGAACAACAACAAAGCUGCACAGAUUAAGGGCAAGGAUGAGUUUGCUGGCGUCGAUCUGCAGUGCGAAUCGGCCUUUGAGCCCACCGAAAUAUACAAGUUGUGGAACGACAGUCGCGAGGAGCAUGUGGAGGGCAGACAGGAGGAUGCCGAAGAGUUUUUGGGUUAUGUGUUGAAUAAACUCAACGAUGAGAUGCUGGAAGUAAUUAAGCUGAUUGCCAAGCCAAGUGCUCAACAGAACGGCGAGGAGCAGGAACAAGAGCAGGAAGAUGGCGGCGAUGUCUGGCAGAUGAUCUGCAACAAUCGCAACAAGGGCAGCGUUACACGCCAAACAGACUUUGGACGCACUCCGCUAAGCGACAUCUUUCGAGGUGAAUUGCGUUCGCGUCUGCAACGCGAGGGUGAACACUCCACGGAUGUUAUACAGCCAUUCUUCACGCUGCAACUGAAUAUUGAAAAAGCCGCUUCUGUGAAGGAAGCUUUGGAGAUACUUGUAGGACGAGAUCAACUUGAGGGCGUCACUGGCAGCAAGACCAAACAGGAAGUGGUCGCAUGGCAACAAAUGACACUGGAGAAGUUGCCCGUUGUGCUGAUAUUGCAUUUAAAAUACUUUGACUAUAGAUCCGAUGGCUGCACAAAAAUCCUGAAGAAGGUUGAAUUCCCUGUGGAGCUCAAAAUCGAUGCCAAGAUACUUGGUUCUAAGAAGACCUCGCAAAAGCAGCGGGCCUAUCGCUUAUUUGCCGUGGUCUACCACGACGGCAAGGAGGCCUCAAAGGGCCAUUAUAUAACGGACGUGUUCCACACUGGCUACAAUUGCUGGCUGCGCUAUGACGAUAGCUCGGUAAAACCGAUCGGCGAGAAGCAAGUGUUGCAGCCGCACACGCCGCGUGUGCCUUAUCUACUCUACUAUCGCCGUUUCGAUACCCUGCCACAAACGCAGGCCAGCAAUGGCGGCGGUGCCUCAGUGGGCACCUCCAAUAGUCAUGCGUCGUCAGGUGGUGCGUCCAACACAGCAGCUGCAAACUCGGCGAAUAAUAAAUGAAACUAAGUUGUCAACAAUUGUAUGGCAUAACAAAGUAUAUUAGGCGUGCCACAGUUUGGUUUUCUAUGCAUAUACAAUUUAACAAUUAUAUAUUAUAUAUUUAAAUGCCUAUAUGUAAGCCCAAAGUCCAAAGCGCAUGUAAGUGUGAAUGGUAGUUGUAUAUGUGUGCUGUAUGCGUGUGUGUGUGUGGGUGUGUGUCGUUGUAAGUUUAAAAUAAAUACAAAACUCCUAGCUAUAAGCAUUAGCCGUAGCAUUAAGUUGAUAACAGUUUAGUUGUGCGACAAAGCAUAAAAAAAAAAUAUAUACAAACAAACAAUUCGUUGAAACGAAAUCUUUGUACAAAGGUACCGCAUGAGUUAACUAAACAGCGAGCAAAUUAUCAUAUACAUAAAUAAAUAUAAAACUAGUUGCUAUUAGUUAAACCUGCCAAUAUAUCAGCAUGCCCAAUUUUCCACAAAAAAAAACAAUUUUUCUAUAAUAUAUGGCACAAACUGCAGCCGUGCAUUAUAAACACAUAAAUAGUUAGUAGACCUCUUCUAUAUGACAAACAUUUAGAGCUCUAUAUGUACAUACAAUAGAUAUACAUAUACGAUAUAUAUAUAUUUAUAGUGUAACUAUAGGAAUUUGAUUUCUUUUGUAAUUGUUUAUGGCAUGCAAAAUGCAUUUAGGCGCCAGAGCAAACGAUCAGCCGUUUAUCGAGUAUAAAUCACAAUAUAUAUUGAAAUGCUUUGAAUAUGCUUUAAAAAACAAACAAACAAAUUAACAAACCUUUUGUAUUCAAUACAAGACAAAAAAAAACAACAAUGGAAUACGUAGGCAUUAUUUUGUGUAUAAGUCGAAAUAAGUUAACAACAACAAAACUAUAAUAAAACCACACACAUUUAAGAAGUUAUCGCGUUCAUUUCAUAAUUUAUUUCGUUUGUUGCUUAGUUUAAAUCACAUACAAUCAUUUAUAUCACAUAUUUACUUUUAUUUCUUUUCACAUUGAUUUUGUACCUUUAAUGAUAUUUUAGUGUCACUUGCGUCAAACUGCUAAAUCGGUCUACACGUUAAUAAAUUGAUAAAUAUUAAAAUUUUUUUAUAAGUAAAAUUAUUUAAUAUGUAAAUUAACUUAUCAAGUUUCAUGUUUCGUAAACAACUACAACUAAUCAAUUUUCUAGUUGUUGCAUCAGCAAAUUACAUAAAUACUUGCAUAUUUUAAUUUUUAACGCAUACACUUACAAUAGCUAUAAAUAACGUGCCAAUGUUAAAAUUCGAUAAAAGUAAACAACAAUAAAAUACAAAAAUAUAUGAAUUCUGUGUCACAUAAGUAAUAACACACGAUUUUGAUACAUUUCGUAGUCAGUGACAAAUUUAAGGAAUAUGUUGGUUAACAAAAAAAAAAUAGUUACGAAAAUUUGUUAAUUAAGUUUUGUAUUUGGUAAUAUUAAAUAUACUUACGAGAAAAUCUAUGAAAACUAUAGGAAAUGUGCUGUAAAUUGCUGGACUACGAUAUAACUCCUUACAUCUGAAAGUAACCUUUAUUUGUUAUCCCCAUUUCUGCUUUGAAUACUUAACCUAAAUAAGGAAAAUUCUUUGACAAAAUAUUUGCCAAAGUUUAAUUUCGAGUAUUCUUCAGAAAAUGUUUUGUUUAUACCUACUAAGAAUGUUAAUUAGAAAUUUCUCGAAAGCCAAGUCAAGAUGUCAGCGCAUUGAAUGUAAAAAAAAAAAAACAAAAACAGCAAGAGAACUUGAAAUAUUCAAGUAUUUAGUAGUAAUAUAUUAUAUAAUGAUACAUAUAUUAUAUAUUAUGUAUGUAUUUAGAAACCAGUAAUAUAUGUUUUGAUGUUACACAUAUAUAUGAAUUAUUUGUAAGCCAAAUUAUAGCAAAACAUUUUUUUCUAUAGAAAUUUUACAGCGUCUGCGCUUUGCUAGUUACAAAUAGGUUCCUAAACUUGCGAGGAAAAUUACACCACAACAAACAUAAACAAGAACUUUAUUAAAUAUUGAUAAAGAGAAAACAAACGAAAAUUACAAUGCAUAGUGAAGUAAUGAAAAACAAAAGCAAAAACAAUAAUAUUAGUACUUGUAGUUUAAAGCCAAGCUAACAACAUAUUAAAUGUAAACAAUAUUAUACAUACACAUACAUAUAAAUUAAAUUUAUACAAAAAAAAAAAACAAAAAAAGGAAACUAACGUAAAAAUCAAAAGAAAAUAUGAGGAAUUUCAUUUUCAUACAAGUAUACACAUACAACAUAUAUAUUUUUUCAAGCGAAAUUAACAUGUUCAACAUACAUCGCAUCUAAAAUAUGAAAAAUUAUAAAAUAGUAACCAAAACUAAAGACGUAAUAGUUUUACAUUUUUUGACAUAAAAGUUGUUUUAUAUAUUAAUGGAAUACUCUAGAAUGAAGCCAAUGUAAAUUCAUAUUAAUUAUUACAUUAUUAUUUUUUUUUGAUAUAGGCAUUAAAAUUUCUCUCCAUUAUUUUAUAAUCAGUUCACAUAUUUAAUAUUUUUUAGCUUGUGUUUUUUUUUCGAAUUUUUGUUGCAUUCUCUUUUAAUAUUAUUUUGCUUUUGGCGCUAGGGCGACUCGUUUUUGCCUUGAUUCAUGUUUUAGUUCUUAAGUAGUUUCUAAGGCUGUGUAACUAACUAAAUACAUACAUAUACAUAUUCUACUAUAAGCAAAACAAAAUUUAACAUUGUUUAAGCCGGAAUAAGUACAGAAAUCAGAACUUCUUGUGUUGACUUUGCCUAACGAUUAUUGUUUACUUAUGAUUUCCUGUUAUUGAGCUAAAUGUUGUGACUCUAGAAAGAAUGAAAGUGAAAGUAAAGUAAAAGUAAUGAGAAUUGGCAAGUGCACUUACUAAGCGUAUAAUCAAAGUACGAUAAAACCAUUAAGAUAUACAAA